AUGAAGCAGCAGCCUACCUUGUUGCUGGCCGCUCUACUUGCAUGUGCAAGUGGCAGUUCGGUGAACCAGCAAAAGACGGCAACGCGCACUGGCACGAGUACACACUUCAAGACGCAAGAUAGUCAGGGAAACUACAGGUUCGGCUACGACGUUGUUCAUUCUUCCGGGAGCAGCUUCCACAAAGAGGAGAGCACCAACGGAGUCAAAGUGGGAUCGUACGGGCUGCGAGACGUUGAUGGCCGCGUCCGCAUUGUCAAUUACGUUGCGGACGCGCAGGGAUUCCGUGCCGACGUGCAGACUAACGAGCCUGCCGUGGAUCCCGUCAAGGACUCCGCCACAACGGGCCAAGCAGUUCCCUCUGUGGACCUGAUGGCGGUAAACGCAUCCAGCGGCGAGGACACUGCAGUGGUAGGACCGACCGAGAUACCCGCGGCGUCUUCGACGAUGGUGUCAUCUUCGGUUAGUGUCGAACCUUCUGGAUACCCGGAGCGCGCGGGAGGCGAUGUGGUCCCGCCAAAAGUCCUGAUCGAUGCGGCAGACGACGUGCCUCGACGCACCAAGCCCAGGCCUCCCGUGUUCCCGCCUCCGAAAGAGGUCGACGCUCCAAGAAGGCCUGGCCCUCCAAAACGCACUACGCUGAGGUAUCCGUUCUACGUGGAUGCAGCCGACGUGCACGUCGUCGGGCCCGUUCCACCGGCUUUCCCCCGCAGAGGCUUUCAGCUUAGCCAAGGGGGAUUCCCCUUUACGAGCCCUUUGUCGCCGGCCACGUUCGGGUACUUUCCCGCCGGUGCAACCGAGCUCCACCCGGCCGCCAUGCACCCGGCGUACUACGCCAAUGCCGCGUCUGCCUUUCUGCACUCGAUGCAACUGAGGCACUUUCCCUUCGGCCAGCUCAAGUGGCCCUACCACGCACCAUUCCUUCCACCGCCGCUUGUGGUGUUCUGACGUCUCCUUCCAGUAGGUCUCCCGUGAUGGCAGGCGAGAUCUUUUCCGCUCGUGUAUUUUGCGUGCCCACCGAGUUUAUCGCGCUUCCCUAUUACAACGAGAUGCAUGGUCUUUCGAACAAGCUUCGAGGCUUGCAGUGGUCGCGCUUUUACCCUUCCGCUACGCACAGGCUUCUCGCAUUGUUGCGCGGAAGUGUGAUCAAGGAUCUCCCUAUUCGAGGUUAAGUUCCUGCAAAUUUUUAUUUGUUUUGUUUUAUUUUUCUCACAGUGCCAAGGUUUCAAUGCUGCAAACAAAAACAAUAAUAAAUGCGUUUCCCGUGUACCAGUAUGCACCUCUUGUUACGGCAGAAAUGGAGAUUGCAAGAAAAUGUGCUUUACAGCUGCUAAUCGAUGAAUUAAAAAAAUUGAGUGACUUAGCAUACUAGACAAAGAAAAAAGAACAUUUUCUGAACGUCUCUACGUUUACAGGUUUCCUGUAAAGCCAACAUACAAUGCGUACAACUAUUACUUUAUACAUAUACACGGGCUCACGUAGCUUGUUGGAAGAAAUGUGUCUGAAAAUCAUAAAAAAUAAGCAAUAGAUAAUAUAUGCUUGCUCUCUUCAGAAUAACUUCUAAUGUGGUGGGAGACAUGUUAAAGUGACUUUCAUUAAGUUAGAUGGCGAAAAGAAUGAGGUCGUUUGCUAAGGCACACAUAUAACAGUGUCCCUUAGGUCUGCAUCUUACCGGUAUACGAAAUAGAAACGUCGAGAAUUACAAAGUAGGUUCAACUCAAGUUGAGCACGACGCAGCAAGCAAUGGAAGGGAAAAUGAUAUGUGUAACCCUAAGGGACAAGAAGGGAGCAAAUUGUUUCAGGGAACAAAUGGGUGUUAAGGACACCAUAAUGGAAAUCAACAAGAAAAAAUGGCCAUGGGCAGGGCACGUAGCGCGAAGGCAAGAAACCACUGGUCAUUAAGAAGCACAGACUAGAUUCCAAAA
This is a messenger RNA of Rhipicephalus microplus (southern cattle tick), 1922 nucleotides long. RefSeq lists its product as uncharacterized. NCBI's taxonomy places the organism in Eukaryota, Metazoa, Arthropoda, Arachnida, Ixodida, Ixodidae. Gene Ontology annotation, cellular component: chitin-based extracellular matrix. Gene Ontology annotation, molecular function: structural constituent of chitin-based larval cuticle. The record is from RefSeq and is a predicted model, not a curated record.